Charadrius vociferus (killdeer) is the source of this 1322-nucleotide messenger RNA. It is a transcript of the gene BRMS1L, whose product is annotated as breast cancer metastasis-suppressor 1-like. The record is from RefSeq and is a predicted model, not a curated record. Gene Ontology annotation, biological process: negative regulation of transcription by RNA polymerase II. The coding region runs from base 2 to 835 and encodes 277 amino acids. The transcript is spliced from 9 exons. Gene Ontology annotation, molecular function: histone deacetylase binding. Lineage: Eukaryota; Metazoa; Chordata; Aves; Charadriiformes; Charadriidae. Gene Ontology annotation, cellular component: Sin3-type complex.
AAUGGAUGAUGAGGACUGUGAAAGAAGAAGAAUGGAGUGUUUAGAUGAAAUGUCCAAUCUUGAAAAGCAAUUUACGGAUCUUAAAGAUCAACUUUACAAAGAAAGAUUAAGCCAAGUGGAUGCAAAACUACAAGAGGUCAUAGCUGGAAAAGCACCUGAAUAUUUAGAACCAUUGGCAGCUUUACAAGAAAAUAUGCAAAUCCGAACCAAGGUGGCAGGUAUCUAUAGAGAGCUUUGUCUGGAAUCUGUGAAGAACAAGUAUGAAUGUGAAAUUCAAGCCUCUCGACAACAUUGUGAGAGUGAAAAGCUUCUGUUGUAUGAUACUGUACAAAGUGAACUAGAAGAGAAGAUUAGAAGACUUGAAGAAGACAGGCAUAGCAUUGACAUUACCUCAGAAUUAUGGAAUGAUGAGCUACAGUCCAGAAAGAAAAGGAAGGAUCCAUUUAGUCCAGAUAAGAAAAAACCUGUUGUUGUAUCAGGCCCCUAUAUAGUUUAUAUGUUACAAGACCUUGAUAUACUUGAAGACUGGACAACAAUAAGGAAGGCAAUGGCUACACUGGGGCCACACAGAGUAAAGCCAGAACCACCUGUCAAAUUAGAAAAGCAUCUACAUAGUGCUAGAUCUGAAGAAGGAAGGCUCUAUUAUGAUGGAGAGUGGUAUGGACGUGGACAGACGAUAUGCAUUGAUAAGAAAGAUGAAUGUCCUACAAGUGCCAUAAUUACAACAAUUAACCAUGAUGAAGUUUGGUUCAAAAGACCGGAUGGAAGCAAGUCCAAGCUGUAUAUUUCUCAGCUACAGAAAGGAAAAUACUCAAUAAAGCAUAACCACAACUGACUGUUGCUAACCAGAUAUGAAACAAGUGGUAUUGCCAUGCUUGAUGUGCCAUGGGGUGAAAGUUGUAUUUAAUAGUGUUUUGUAUUCCUUCUAAAUUUACAGCAGUAUCUGAUGUGUAUUUGUAGUGCUGUAUGUAAACUUCAUAUGGAUGGCCUUCAGAAACUUGAGGAUGUUAAAUCAUGUUGACAGACAUUUUACCUCCAAAUUGGGUCCAGUGCCUAAGAUAUGAAGUAUGCUCUUCAAGUAUAAUGGCUCAGAAUGUCUCAUAUUUGUAAAAUGAAAAAAGAAAGAAAAAAGUGAAAAAAAAGUUGUUUUUUUUCCAUUGGUGACCAGUUGGUGUGAUAAAAAUGAUAGAUAACCAUAAUUACCUGCAACUCACUUUGUUUUCAGUGAACAUGUCAUGCUUCUCUAGUGGAUGUAAAUUUAGCCUGUUCAGCUGUUGCUUUUGAAUAGUUUGUAACAUGCAUAAGCAUUCUUUUAUCCAAAG